Schistosoma spindalis is the source of this 918-nucleotide messenger RNA. The record is from the annotation of a GenBank genome assembly. NCBI's taxonomy places the organism in Eukaryota, Metazoa, Platyhelminthes, Trematoda, Strigeidida, Schistosomatidae.
AUGACGCAGAACACAACGGCUGUUAUUGCUGUUGUUGCUUCAGUAUCGGCAGUGGUUGCUAUCUCAGGUGUCGUAUUGGGGCUAAUAUUCAGGCCCAAAAAGCCGAAAAAAACUCUUCUGGAUAAUGAUACGAAAAUUCCUUUGCGAGUAGUGGAUAGAAAUUUCAUCACUCACGAUACAAUCCGCCUAAAGCUAGGUCUCCCCACAGCUGACCAUGUUCUGGGAUUACCUGUUGGUAAUCAUGUAUAUUUCAGUGCAAAACUUGAUGGAAACAUUGUAGUUCGACCUUACACUCCGAUCACACUGGACACCCAAAAAGGAUAUGUUGACUUUGUUAUAAAAGUGUAUAAAGGAAACGUUAAUCCUAAAUUUCCCAAAGGCGGAGUUAUGUCACAAUAUUUGGCUAAUCUCCCUAUCAAUGGAUUUAUUGAUGUUCGUGGUCCAUCUGGAAAAUUGGAAUACAAAGGAUGUGGUUUAUUUCACAUAAAGCCGGAUCUACGUAGUUCACCUAACCCUGUAAAAGUGAAACAUGUCAAUAUGAUUUGUGGUGGGUCUGGUAUAACACCAAUGUUUCAGCUUUUAUCCUACAUACUUCAGUCUAAAGAUGAUACAACACAAAUAGCAAUGGUCUUUGCCAAUGUGACUGAAAAUGAUAUUAUACUACGUGAUGAAUUAGAAAAUUUCAAAGAUAAAUAUCCAAAUCAUUUUCGUCUUUGGUAUACAUUGAACGAAGCACCAGAACGUUGGGGAUACAGUACUGGUUAUGUGAAUGAACAAAUGUUACAAGAGCAUAUUUAUCCAGUGAAAGAUAAUGAUACAAUUACAUUAAUUUGUGGUCCAUCACCAUUUAUUGAAUUUGCUUGUCUUCCAUCACUAUCUAAAUUAGAUUAUCCUAAAAAUAUGAUUCAUGUCUUUUAA